AUGUUGAAAAUUGCACAGUCUCCGGAAAUAUACGAAACAACUGCCACUCCCGAUCCUGAGGAAGGUGAGGGGGGAGAGGAAGAGAUGAGCCCAGAAACCAGCAGCGAUGCCAAUCAUUUGUCAGCUCUUAACCAGCAAUCGAAGCAGAGCAGCCUUGAAAAUGGCGGCGACAGUGGCGCUUGGGAGUCAGCCUUAAUUGACAAACCUUGGUCGACUCCUGCGCUCGAGGAGAACCUCCCUAUUCAAAUCUCUUUGACGUCUGCUCACAACAACAGCUAUCAAAACAACAGCCUUUUAGACACAGAUCUGGAGAAUGACGAUAGGAGCGCCAUUUUUUUCGUUCGUAAAAGUCCCUCAACGCCAAUGUCGACGCCAAGAAGUUCAGUGAGGUCGACAACAACUCCUCGCGUGUCUGCACCUGUAAGUCGUACAGGUCAGUUAUACAGAAACAGCAGCAGCACGAACUGUUCCGAGCUAAUGAUGAAUGACGAACAAGUCUACGAUCUCACUGAUAAGCACCGAUGUUUCGCUAUCGGGAAUAAGAAAAAACCCGAUGUCAUUACCGGAAAUUCCUUUGACGCUUACAGGAAUUAUCACAGAUUUCGAAAUUCCCGAUGUCGAUGUUGCUUUCACCAACGCAUCGAGAUAUUGGUAAAUCCCGAAGAAAUUGUUAUUGAAAUCGGUAAAAUCCCGAUAUAUUGGUAUAUACUUUGA
Messenger RNA from Helobdella robusta, 714 nucleotides. RefSeq lists its product as hypothetical. Lineage: Eukaryota; Metazoa; Annelida; Clitellata; Rhynchobdellida; Glossiphoniidae. The record is from RefSeq and is a predicted model, not a curated record. The transcript is spliced from 4 exons. Bases 1 to 714 code for a protein of 237 amino acids.